AUGGAACUCAACCGAGAACAUUUCCGCGCCAUAAUUUAUUACAACUUUCAGAGACAAUUAUCGCAACGUGUUUUCCGCAACGAAGCGCCACAUCAAUCGACAGUUUCCCGUUGGUAUGGAGAAUUCAAACGUGGACGGGUGAGUCUUAGCGACGAUCCCAGGGUGGGUGCACCAAAAACGGCAGUCACCCAGCAAAACGUCGAUGCUUUGCGCAAACUCAUCAUUGAAGAUAGACAUGUGACAUAUCGCGAGAUUGAGGCGUCCUUGAAGAUCUCAAAGACCUCAAUUCAAAAAAAUUUACAUGAAGAAUUAGGAGUAAGAACAUUAGUUUCUCGUUGGAUACCCCACCUGUUGACUGAAGAGCAGAAAGCAGCCAGGGUAAAUUGGUGUCAAAAAACGCUUGACCGUUUCAAUUCCGGAAACUCAAAAAAUGUGUACAGCAUUGUUAGUGGUGACGAAUCGUGGAUUUACUGUUAUGAACCAGAAAAUAAACGACAGUCGGAUGUUUUGGUGUUCCAAGGUGAAGAAAAGCCAACAAAAGUCAUCCGUUCUCGAAGUGUUUCGAAAAAAAUGGUCGCGACAUUUCUGUCAAAAGAGGAACUUCAAAAAAUCAACACCGAAAGACGAAUCAUCCUCCACCAAAAAACAAGGCAGUAUUUAAUGGAAGAAAACGUGGAAUUAUUGGACCAUCCUCCAUAUAGUCCCGAUCUAAGUCCUAACGAUUUCUUUGCUUUCCCGAAAAUUAAAAACAGAUUAUGUGGUCAAAGGUUUCAGUCAUCAGAAGAAGCAGUUGACGCAUUUAAAAAUGCCGUUUUGGAUCUGCCAGCAAACGAGUGGAAUAAGUGCUUCGAAAAUUGGUUCGAGCGCAUGCAGAUGUGUAUUAAUCUUCGUGGAGAAUACUUCGAAAAACAAUAAAGUCAUUUAAAACCACCUACCGUGUUGUUUUAUUU
This is a messenger RNA of Acanthoscelides obtectus, 950 nucleotides long. The record is from the annotation of a GenBank genome assembly. Lineage: Eukaryota; Metazoa; Arthropoda; Insecta; Coleoptera; Chrysomelidae.